GAUGAUAUGGAUUGCAAACAGCUUUUUAUGGACUUUCCAUUUGGAACUUGGACAGAAACAGGGAAAAGACUAGGAAUUCCCCAAAGAACAAAAAUAAAACCAGUUGAUUCCAUAUAAUUUCAGGAGAUGGUUUUAACAUCUUUUUUAUUUUCAAAAACGCAUAUUUGUAAUCUCUUUUCUUGGGUACUUUCAACUGUAUGCAUAUUAACUUAUUCACUUUUCUUCUCAUCUUACUAAUAAAAUUCUGCUACAUGCUUCUCACACAAAAUUCACGAGCUAUGUAAAAUUUUAUAAUUUCACACAUGCCUUUAUACAUAAAUAUACCAUGAUUAUGCACUAAUUGACUCUGCCUCUACAUGAGGAUAAAUAUAAACCUUUUAGUCGUCAUUUUGUCGCACUUGACGCACAUGCAGUUGUAAAGGAUUUUCAAAGAAAUUCCCACGUGUCUGCCCAUCAGAUUUUUCUAAUUUCAUGAUUCUCUUGCUAAGUCUGUUGAUAAUUAUCAUUAAUAAUCCAUUGAAGCAGAACAAUGUUAAGACGACAGCCGAAAGAAUGUAGAUUUUUGCUCGCAAAGAACCAUCAGGGUCCAACCCUUCCGAAUUGUUCUUGUCAGCUAUAACGCUGUUGUAGGUUGCUGAUGGACUGGUUAACAGUGGAAAGGAUGAAUUGUUAGGAGUCGCAGGGAAUCCUUUUGGAGACCAUGAUAAUGGCGAUAUUUCUUUUAAUAUUAGCUCAGUAUUGCUGCAUGGCACUGUUGAAUGCAUCACUUCUCGAUCAUGGACCAGUUGACAAGAACACGGGAGUGUUACUUCGAGCGCUCCAGUCGACGAGGGAGGGCUAAUUACUUUAUAAGGUUGAGUAUCACAAUUAACAAACACGUCCAUUUUUGACUGGCCCAAGAUUGCAUAUUUGUCAGAAGUCAAACGUCUAAAAUAUGGCAGGUGAUUCAAACCUAAAUAUUGACAUUGAAUUUCACAGAAAUCUAUAAUAUCUUGAGUAGAAUUUCUUAUCAAAGCAUGAAGACAAUAUUCUAUCCUGGGGCGGUUAGCAAGAUCUGGUACAAGACAUAAUUCUCCAGAUUCGCAACUACUUGGAAUUGCAAAACUUGUAUGUUUCUCAAUAAGGAUUUGUGUGGUAGGAUGUUCGUAUUGACAAAUAUCUGCUACUGUUCCAUAAUGCCGUAAAAAAGGUAUCGGAAUCAUCACUGACAGUUUGUAUUCAAAUUCAGCCUUCUUUAACGGAACUAAAAUUCUAACUAAAUAAGCCUUCGACGUGAAGACACAAUCAGCUAUUGGAGCCUUGUAAUACAUGGACAAAUCGUCGGCAGCUAUAGUUAAUUCGUAUUUUUUGUUUUCUUUCAUUUUCAAUGUUUGUUCAACUUCUUUCAAUGUUGCUGCCAGAGAGUCCUGUGAAAUUAGAGAGUAAGGAAUCAUUCCGUCUCCACAAGUCGAAAUCGCUUUCGACCACUUUGACGAAAUGUAGAUAUGUUCCAGAAAUUGGAGAGUUUGCAAUGAGCUAUAAGCAUUCGUUGCAGCCGAAAACCUAUUGAACCCCGUCACCCUGUUCUUAUUUAAUGCUACGUAUUCCUCAAUGAAUUUGGAUAGCAUAAUUUCAUAGAGUGUAUCAUUCAUCUGGAAAUUAAUUGCCUCGUGGUUUAGUUUCUCGUAAACCACUUGUCCCAGCGGACAAUUCGCUAAUCGUUCAUGCACAUAAUCUGUUGUUUCUUCCAUUCCCAAUGUGUACGAGGUGAAAUGUGGUCGGAUUUCAUUGCAAUCGAUUCUCUCGUCAAUGUUUGCUGAUUUUGAGGUUGAAUUAAGUCCAGAAUGGUGGCGAGAAAUUGUUCAGCCACAGAGUACUGUGGAGUAUGAUUUUUUCAAAUUAGCAUUUUUCCACUGUACAUAUAUACUUACUAGAACAUAAUCCUAUUAUUUGCACCAACUAACCAUGUAGUGAACAACAGGGCACGCCAUACUAUCCCAAUUUUCACCAAAUGCGUCUUGUUCACUGCAAAGGGUAGAAAAGUUGGCUGGCCACUUGAUAUUUAAAUUUGAUGUGGUCCAUUCGGGUACAUCGAUUUCGUAAAUUACAGGAAUAUACGUGUUGUAGAACAAGGGAUCCGGGAGAUCUCGUCUCACUGCCCCAGCCACGUAGUAGGUUUUAUUAUCUUGAUGCAAUGAUAUCAUGGGCUGGCCCAACGUUAUCAUUGGAAACAAAAGGAGCGUCUUCAAAAAUAUAUCUGUUGCACAUAUUUAGAUGAAUAAUCAAAACUAAUUAUUAAAGAUGUCGCAUUCAAGUAAAUAUUAUUUUUACCUGCAUAUGAAAAUAACUUGUCAAUAGUAGUGUUCAUGUCACUUGUGGUGGACGACUAAUUUAAAAAUAGAAAUAAUGAUUACUCACUUAAUCUAUGUACGAUUUUAAGAAACUUAUCAUCAAUGUCUCGUGAUGAUUAUCUACAAGAGAUCUCAUUAAACUUGACUAACUACUUAUUACAAAAUAUGCAUGUAAGUAUGAUAUAGGGAAAUUUUAAAUUAUAGUAGGUUCAUAAAUUCGUUAUCACCUCCGGAUCGAAUGUGAAAGUGUAUUGCAAAACGAAAUAACGGACAAUAGACAUAAACACCAUUGUCUCAUCACCAAGCUUUUGGAGGAUAACCAAUAUGCAUUAUUUUUGAUGCAGUGGAAUAUGUACUUUUAAAUAAAGUUUUUUUAUUUAUCUUAUCAACUUGUAGACGUAGGUCAAAAACCAUUAGCAUGAUUUAAGAAAUUGAGAUGUGUAGGACCCGAUAUUUGUUUAUAUGAAAUGAUUUACCCAUGUACUUGUUGGCUGGCCCCUUCAUAUUUAGUUUAGGAUUAGUGAAAAAAAUGCAUAAUCUUAUUGUACUAGAGUUUGUAUAAUUUAAUGAUUGAGGCGAAUGGAAGAUUGAAAACCUCCAAAUUACGCUGCAGACUCUGAGCAAUAGUGCUCCUCAUAGUCCUCAUCAUAAAUCUCGAGUCUAAUUAAAAUUUCUUUAUUUGCUCACAACUUACUUAUCUAUUCAUACGGAAUUACCUAGUUAGCUGUAACCUUAGCAAACAUAUUUAAGUACUUUCAGUGCAGAAAGACCAAGUGGUGGAUUCUAAAAUAGAUUGAUAACAAACCUAUUAUUUCGUAAAAAAUGGAGCCCUCCUCAUCUUUCCACAAUGUCGUAAGUCAGGCUUCGCACUUGGUGGAACAAGUUCUUCAAGAUCACAUUAGCGAUCCAGAACAAAUGACCCAAAGUCUGAAAAGACUGGAGACGACUGGAAAACGACUUCUAAAAUGGGGUCUAGGUCAUGGCAGUCAAAAAAUUGGAGCUGCUGGAGAUUGUGGAGAGUGGUCCAAGGAUGAAAAGAUGCCUACCUGCAAAAUUAAAAUUCUAAUGCUUCCAGCAAAGAUUCGUCAUUCAAUUUGGUCUCGACUGGAUAACAAGGACAUUCUGAAUCUGAGGUCUGUUAGUCAACAAAUGAGAACAGAAAUUGAUCAUGAAUUUGGGCUGCCUAUCGUAUUGAACACAGAAAACGAUUCAAUUUAUUUAAUGCAAAAUAUAACGACGCGUAGUUGUUUUGUAACUCGAUUAGAUAAUUUGCUGCACUUUAACUUUCUUCCAAGCCCUAAUAAGUUGAAAUAUCUUCGCUUCCACCAUACUGUCAAACUUACUGCAGGAGAGUUGGAUCUCAUACUCAGGAAAUUCCCUUGUCUUUGGACCGUUUCAUUCUUCAAUCAAAAUCAGCUUCAUGAGUACAGGGAUAACAAAAUGCAACUGGUGGUGCCAACAGAUUCUAUGCUAUUUAUGAACAUGCUGCUUCAGAAAAAUAAUAUAUUUGGUAUCGACUUGAAAUACAACAACAUAACUACUGAUGUGGAGUGGAAACUGGAAUUUUAUCCAUCCCCGAAAAUUGCAGCUUGCAAGGUCGGCUAUGUUCAUGUGGAAAUGUCCAGUCAUCCAAUGCAACUUCAAGGCGACGUUUUGGCAUAUCUGGGAGAGCAACGAAAUCUUUAUGAAUUGAAAACUGAACUUGUUGGCAUCAAUUGGAAUUGUUAUUUUGAUGUCAUCCGACAAAAUCUAAAAACAUUGACUGGACUGUAUUUGUUGAGCUUGAAAUGUACAGUGGAUGAACCAUUUGACUGCAAAACCCUGGAAGGAUGCGAAAACCUUAAAUUUUUUUCGAUUGGUGGAGAGAAUUCUUUUGUCAACACUAACAUUGGUGGAUUUCCUUACAUCUCGAUCAUCAGAACCACUAGAUUAACAUCAUUGCAAAAAUUGCGUACAUGUUGUAUGGGGAAGGUAUACCUAACAAAGAACGAAUUCUCAGACCUGAAAUGCAAUUCAAAGAUUUUGAUUCGAAUAUCGCAAUCAAUGAUCGAUCAGAAGGAAGUUGAGGAGAUGAAAUUGGGAUUCAAUUUGAACUAUUCUGAAUCUUUUGAGACAAAUGACGGAGAGGAAGGGGACAACGUAGAGUAUGUUGUCUUUGAUAAAACUGAUGUAAAAUCCUUCAAUCCCACUAUGGGCCUUAAUCCAGCGCUUAUCAAAGGGUUACUGAUCACAACCUGGCUUGCUUUUUGUUAAUGCAUGGCGAGA
Folsomia candida is the source of this 4595-nucleotide messenger RNA. RefSeq lists its product as uncharacterized. The record is from RefSeq and is a predicted model, not a curated record. The transcript is spliced from 4 exons. The coding region runs from base 3153 to 4583 and encodes 476 amino acids. Lineage: Eukaryota; Metazoa; Arthropoda; Collembola; Entomobryomorpha; Isotomidae. Gene Ontology annotation, molecular function: protein binding.